AUGAAGGAGGUCCAUAAAAAGUCUGGUAAAAAAAAAGAUAAAAUCCCUGAGCCAAAGGAGGUUGAACUGACUCCUAAGCAGCUCAAAGAAAAACGCAGAGAAGAAGCCCGAGCAAGAGCGGCAGAGUCGCGAAAAAUCGUCGCAGCGGGAGUCGUAUCUUGGACAGGCAAGCUUCCUGCCCAACUUCUCAACGAAUAUUGUCAAAAGUUGAAAUGGGAACGGGUAGAGUACCCGAUCAAGGGCUCAAAUGAUUCACAUGUUGCAUCCGUUAUCGUUGCCCGGCGUAAUCCAAAAACAAACCAAGUCGAGAAAAUUAGAUUCGAUCCACCCAAAGAUCUGGUUCAACCACAGCCAACCCCUUUAGAAGCUCGGCACCUUGCUGCUACUUAUGGUUUGCACAGAAUAUCGUCUCAUAAGAACUGGAAAAUGAUGCUCCCCCCGAUGCAUCGUGAUUUGUGGGUGCAAUUCGACCAAAUAAAAUCUCAAGCACCGGAAAAGGACAAAUGGAAGUGGAGUGAGGAUCCAUUUCAAGCGGAAGAAGAAAGAAAAAUGGCUACUCAAAGGUACAAGGAACAAAGGGAACAAAGCCGCGAGUCUGAGAAGGAGAAAGUUCUUCUUAAUGCUAUUAAAAAAGUAACUCUCCAAGAAACCAAGGUUGAUAGCCCAGAAAAACCCUCUAAGAGAACCAAUUUCAACUCCACUCUCAACAUGUCCAGACCUAUGCGAGAAUUAGUUGAAAUUACCAUCAGAGAGAAUGGUGGCUUCCAAUUUUCUUCGGCCCAUGCACUCGAUCCUGAGCUACCAAUCUAUAAAGAGAUUUGUAGUACUAUCGGCAAACUGGGGUUCAACAAAAGUCAAAUAGAAGAGGCUCUGGAGUACUCUAACACUCUAAGCCGAGCACUGGCUUGGCUUUUGAUUCAUGUUCCAGAGGAUGAUCUCCCAAAACUGUUCAGGCCUACAACACUUGGAACCACUGCUCGAAUUUCAGCUGCAAUGAAUGUGGAGAAUGCUGUAUCGAAAAUCCGCCAAUUCGGAUUUUCGGAGGACAUCGCUCGCGAUGCGAUGGCACGCAUAGGUGGUUCUAUGAGCCAGGCGAUGGUCUACUUGACACACCAGUUGAUAGAAAGAGUACCGAUAGAGAAAGAAUCUGAAGACAUCUGGGCUGAAGAGAUUCAAAGCGUGGAGGCAGUUUUUGGUGACCACUUCAAAGAACUCGAUGGGAAGUCGUGUAAGUUGGAUUUGGACGGCGGACUGACUAUUUAUUUCUACAAGCCCGUUGCAUAUCCAGACAAUAUUCCCGGUAUUGGAAUCACCGCAAACUCUGAAAGCAUCCCCAAGUAUGUUGUUUUAGAUGCAAUUAAAAGGGCUGCACAAUACGCCGAGCAGCUGGUUGGUGAUUUUAUGAUUUUGAGUAUCGCAAACUGGAUUGCAGACAAUUUUGACGAGAUCAAAGCAAACCCCUGCAAGCUGGCUCAAAUUUCAAGCGGUGUCAGUGGAACAAUUGAGCUCCCCAGUGUUGUUAAAGAUAAAAAGUCGACAAAGGCACGCAGCAGUUACCGCUGGAGGCCACUGGAUUCGAGCCGUUUGCUGAAGGAACAUGAAACAAGGUUUGCUGGUGAGAAAGGAACGAAAUUGCUGGCAUCUCGCCAGUCUUUGCCGGCUUGGUCCAAGAAGAAGGAAAUUCUCGAGGUCGUGACAAGCAAUCAAGUGACUUUAAUCACAGGUGAGACAGGUUCAGGAAAGUCGACACAGGUAGUCCAAUUCAUUCUGGACCAAAUGAUUGCUUCAAAAACUGGUGGUACAGCGCACAUUGUCUGUACACAACCUCGCAGGAUUUCAGCCAUUGGUGUUGCGCAGCGCGUGGCUGAUGAGCGAUUGGUAGAAGUUGGAAGCCAGGUGGGGUAUAUUAUUCGAGGAGAAACCAAGAUCAGCUCGGAUACACAAUUGAAGUUCGUUACCAGUGGUGUAUUACUUCGUAUGAUUCAGUCCGAUCCUAAGAUGCUAGAAAGCUUCAGUCAUAUCGUUGUAGACGAGGUUCACGAACGCUCAUUGGACAGUGACUUUCUUCUGAUUCUACUGAAAAGAAUAUGCGCGAGGAAUAAAAAGCUCAAAGUGGUUCUAAUGUCAGCCACCGUAGAUCCUGCUUUGUUCAUAAAUUAUUUCAAACCAGUGUCAGGUACAGUUGGUUAUACCCACAUCGAAGGUCGCACAUUCCCGGUGCAAAAGUACUAUCUUGAUGAGGCCAUCCGGCAAACGGACUAUGUUCCUUUCGACUUGGCAGAAGAUGGCGUUAAACCAGAUGAAAUUGGCAGAAUCAUCACCUCUAUGAGAGACGGACUCGAUUACAACCUUAUUGCCACACUUGUUGCCUAUAUCCAUCAGGUAGUACUAGGGCAGAAGGAAGGCAGUAUUCUCAUAUUCAUGUCUGGAGUUGCAGAAAUUGAGCGCGUUGUAAGGGCUAUAGAGAAGGAGGUUCGGAACACUUGGGUUCUUCCACUUCAUGCCUCACUGUCACCAGCAGACCAGCGCCUAGUUUUCAGAAGCCCUCCAGCGGGUAAGAGGAAAAUUAUUGUUUGUACAAAUAUCGCGGAAACUUCAAUCACUAUUGCGGAUGCUGUCGCGGUGGUUGACUCAGGACGAGUUAAAGAGACUGUCUACGACCCAUCCUCUAGCGUUAUCAAACUGGUCGACAACUGGACAUCUCAAGCUUCAACAACACAAAGAAUGGGACGUGCUGGACGUGUUCAAGCUGGAGUCUGCUAUAAGCUAUUCACCGCACAGAUUGAAUCAGAGAAAAUGAUUCCUCGGCCAACACCAGAGAUCCUUCGUGCUCCUCUGGAAUCACUCUAUUUGAGCAUAAAAGCGAUGAAAAUAAAUGAUGUUGAGAAGUUUCUGGGUGGAGCACUGGACUCACCAAAUGCAUCUGCUCUAAAAGAGGCCCGUGACAAUCUCCUGAGAUACGGCGCAAUCUCGUACGAAGACAGUGCUUUGACUCCUUUGGGUCAGCACAUGGCUCUGAUUCCGGCAGAUCCGAAAAUUGCAAAGCUGCUUGUACUAUCCACGAUCUUUGGGUGCCUACCCAUGGGUCUAACUGUUGCUUCCAUUGUGACAGGAAAACCCCCCUUUGUAACUCCUCGAGAAAAAAGAGAGUCCGCGAAGACUGCACAACAGCAGUUCAAUACAGAAGGUAACGGUGAUCUUACUGCUAGUGUUCUGGCGUACGAAAGCUGGCUUUCAAAUCAGCGGUCUAUGUCACGAGGAGAGUUGAAAAACUGGUGUACAGAGAACUAUGUUUCGAACCAAGCCUGUAGGGAUAUCUACUCAUCUCGGCGACAAUUCCUGAGUAACCUAGUGCAAACUGGGUUCAUUGAUACCGACCGUGAGGAUCGGUUACCGGAAGAGUACAGAGCUCACGAUGGUAACCUUAAGCUGAUCAGAGCACUUGUUGGCGCAGCGUUCACACCCAACAUAGCAGAGAUUGUGUUUCCAGAAAAAGUUUUCAAAACAGUGAGUGCAGGCACUAUAGAAGCAGACCAUGCAGCUCAAAAAAUACGUUACUUUACUCCAACAGGUGAGCGAGUGUUUAUUCACCCAGGCUCUUUACUGUUUGGUGUGAAUAAGUUCGUGGACGAAGCAAGCUUCUUGAGUUAUACAUCUUCAAUUGUUUCUAGCAAGUACUUUAUCAGUACACUGACUCCGCUAAGCAUUUAUGGACUGAUUUUUUUCUCCAACUUGAUUGAAGUUGAUCCAUUAGGUGCCGGUGUAAUUGUUGAUGGUUGGACCGGCCUCAAGUGCUGGCCCCGAGUAGGUCUACUUGUGCAAUUUUUGAAACAGAAGUUCUCGGAGCUCUUGAUGCGCAAAUUCGCGAAUCCACACCUGAAUAUAUCCUCACACCCUGUUAUGACAGUCGUACACGAGCUUAUAGAAAGUGACGGAAAAGGGAAGUUUUAA
Molecule: messenger RNA, 3951 nt
Organism: Wickerhamiella sorbophila
Lineage: Eukaryota; Fungi; Ascomycota; Dipodascomycetes; Dipodascales; Trichomonascaceae
Product: Putative ATP-dependent RNA helicase ucp12
Exons: 1
Coding region: 1-3951 (1316 amino acids)
Cellular component (GO): intracellular anatomical structure
Molecular function (GO): protein binding; RNA binding; ATP binding
Source: RefSeq, a predicted model, not a curated record